CCGGGGAGGCCGCAGAGGCGGCUGCGUGUGAGCUGGAGCCGGGGUGGGGAUGGAGGGGAUGGACUCCUGGUACUCGUCCCCUCGCUGGCGGGUUCCCGAGCUCGGGGACUCCGGGGUCCCCUGCCCUGGGGAGGAGUAAGUGGGACUCACUGGAGGGCUGGGGCCUGGCGGCGGGCUCUGCUUUUCAAAACGGAGAAAGGUCAGAUCUGGGACCUGCAGAUCAGAGUGUUUGAUUUUGCCCUUCAUCUCAUUUAGGAAGAGAGGGGCAGACUGGGAAAUGGUGUGAGCUUACUGACGGGACGGACCCAACUAGGCAUCAUUACUGCUGUUCUCUUAGCCCAUCAAGUUAGCAGACACGUAAUUAAGGAAGUGUUAGAAUAAAGAGCAUAUGAAUUUGAGCAAGACUCGACACACCUCGCCUAGCUUUUCAGGAGCUGAGAUGUUGGCUGGGGAAUAAUGCAGGUCUGCGGGUUCCUAGUUGGAGGGUAACAGCUCAGAAUCCGGAUUAGUGGCUGCUGGUGUCUGCAAGGAGACCCUAAAAGCCUGUCACUGCUCCCGUGUUGGCCUUAUUUUGUUAAGUGUUUUAAUUUUUGUUAAGGUUCCUUCUGCCAGAAAUAAUGUAAGGUGCAGUGCCUCUCAGUUACUUGGAAGAAGGUGUAGGUUAGACCGUGGAAAAUUCACAUCGAUUUAAGGCUGGGAACAUAAUCCCCCAAUCUUUCCCAUCUUCCUAAAUGGCAUCACUGUUCACCUGGGUUUUCAAGCCCCAAACGUAAGAAUAAUUUUCUUUCUCUUAUUCCUCAAGACGAUUCAUAAUUAGUCUUGCAGCUUCUGCCUCCAAAAUGUAUUUCCAGUCAGCCCUACUCUUCCCAGGUCUGGUGCUCCUGGCUGGUUCAGCCUUCCUGUCUCCAGGUGGCCUUCUAUGGGGGCCUCUCGCUGGUCCCAGGUAGCCUUGCCCUAUUUUAAGUCCAUCACCCUCCGCCUGGAGGAGCUCUUUAAAGUGUAGAUGAAAUGGCCACACCCUGAUUAAAACUCUUCAAAGGAUUUCUCAUUCCUUAAGGUAAAAUCCACAUUCCUGUGGGAUCCUAAUUGAUCUGGCCUUGUGGAGGGCUCCUUUCCCUCCUGCCUUGCUGUAGUAUUCUGUUCUCUGGGUUCCUGGUGGAGGCCGCAUUUGUGGUGAGUUGAGGCCUGUGCUCUUCCUUUUCUGAGAAUCCACCUGCUCUUGCUCAUUCCUUAGGUGUCAGUGCUUCAGCUUCCUGAGGGGCCUUCCUCACACCUGGCUGAGAAUAACUUCACCCCAGUCUUUCUCUGCACUGCGGUUCUCACAGUGCGGCUCCUGGAGACACACGGAGGGCUCUGCAGAGUAAAUAUUUUCAUAGCAAUACUGUUUGGUUAUUUCACUUGGUUAACAUGUGCACUAAUCAUACGAAAACUAUUAGGGUUAAAAUUGCUGACGCCUUUGCAGGAACUCAGGCGGCGGCGGCACCCAACUGUGAAGUGCGGGUCUUCGUGCAUUUCACUCCAUACAACGUACUGAAUAUAUUCCAAGUAAAAUGAUUUGCAGGAAAAUAGAACACAACAUACUGCAGCAGAGAGAAUGCAGGGGCAGACAUGAGGGUCCACUUGUCUUCGACUAAGCCAGACAUUAAAAAGAUUUAUAAAAGUAAAAACUCUUCUUACUGCUUUUUUGGCAGAUAUAUUUUUCAUAAAAGUGUGUAUUUGCAUUAACAUACAAUAGGUUUGUUUUUAAAUGAAUAUUUUAAAAAGCGCUCAGUUUUAAUUUCUAAUAAGGCAAAUGACAAUGUAAUCUGUAUACACUUAAGGUCUUUGGGGUCCUCAAUAAUAUUUAAAAAUGUAAAAAGACCCCGAGAUCAAAAUGUUGGAGGACUGUUGCUCUGUCAGUUCACUGUCAUAACAAUGUUCCUCAUUAUCUGAAAUGAUUUUGUUUUCUGUGUUACCAUUAUGCAUUUUAUUCCUAAGAAGAACCUGGAAGUUCGGUGGGGCUUUUUACAAGUGGGGGGAAUAAAGUUCAGAGAGCUUAAGUGAUUUGGAAGGUCCACCCAGCUAGUGCCGGCGUUGGGAUUUGAGUCCAAAGUGUGCAUUUUAUUAUUUUGUCUUGAUAAGUAUAAAGCCCUACAUAUGGGUUAAUGAAUUUAUUCAGCAAAUAUGUUCAAGCACUCCCUGUGAUGGGUGGGAUGGGUGGGCAGUGCUAAGGGCGGGGUCGCAGAUUUCAGCACCAGAGAGCAGGAUCUCUGUUGUGGCUCUUGAGGACCAUGAUGAUGGCGGGAAUACUGUGGUGGCAGGAAUACUGUGGCAGCAGAUCGCAGACACUUGCUGAAGUCUAGGAUUCCCAGAGAAAAGGAUGUCAGAAUGGAGACCUCAAGAAGAGAUGAGGAGUAGGCCCACUGAAAAACAUGUCUUGGAAUAAUAAUUAGCAUAGAACAUAAGUACAGUAGUCACCCGUCUCCGUGGUUUCAGUCCCCUGCGGUCUGGAGCAGGUGGUCCUCUUUCUGACAUAUUGUCAGAAGGUCUCGGUAGCCUAACCCUGUGUCACGGUGCCUCGCUUGAUGUCACAAGAAGGGUUGCGUGCAGCACAGUAAGAGACUUAGAGGGAGAGAGACCACAUUCGCUCAACAGCUACAGUGUGUUGUUGGAGUUCUCUGUUGUUACUGUUGAUCUCUUACUGUGCUGAUUUCUGAGUUAAACUCAGUGAUAGGUGCGUGUGCGUGUGCAGGAGAAAACAGUACAGCUAGGGUUCAGCAUCCUGCGGUCUCGGGCGUCCACUGGGGCUCUGGCAGUACACCACCUGUGGAUGGGCUCCUGAGGCAAAGGAAGUGGGGGUCAAGGGGGGCCGUGUUUAUUGGGCACUUGUUUGGUGCCUGGCACUGUCCUGGGGAUAUAAAAGUGAGAUCGGACUUUUUCUUUAUUGUACUUAUGUUAGUUUACUCUUACUAAGUAGUAAUGUGACCUUGAUGGUCUUGUGUGGUUUCCAUUUGUUUUUUCCAGUGCGGUGGUACAGAUUUUUUUCCCCGAGCUUGUACCUUUAGCCGGCCUCCUGCUCAGUUUUUGUUUUCUGUUGGAGGAAUAUUUGUAAUACUUCAUUUCCAGAGAGCAGAGACAAACAGACCUUGAGCCAAAUGAAUAAACAAGUCCUCUCUCGCUCAGAUGAUCAGUUCGGGCCAUUUUAGCCGUGGAUGAUGUUGGGAACUCUGCUUUUCUCCGAGGGGGCUCGACUACUAGGAUGAGAGCUAAGAGCCGUGCAGUUUCACACACAAGGUGGCAGGGGUGCCGCCAGGUUUAAAGGUGACUCAUGCUUCAGAGCUGCUAGGGAGGAGGGGAGGACGGAUUCUGCAUAAACUAAUAACUUUCUAACAGUAUCGGGUGUCCAAGGAUGUUCAUUCUCCAUAAUUGAACUUUUUAGGUAGGGAGACUUGGACUUUACAGUAUUUUGAGGAAAGUGUGUUAGGUAACACAACAAAUUUAGAGAUUUUAUGAUCCUGGAAUAAAGUAGUGAGUUAACAGGAGUUCAAAAUCUUGGUCUUUCCCACAGUAAAAGAAAACUAUUUCAUUAUAAGGAUUUAUUAAAAAAAAUCUUGGUCUUUAACACAAAUACAGCCUGGGAAAACCAUACGAAGCUCUAAUUCUUCGUGAGAUGAAGUCAAUUCAGCAGUUUUUAAAAUAGUGCUUAUCCUACACCAGGGUCUUUCUAUAUUCUCUGUGUACAGAAACCGUCUGUGCCAAGCAAUUGGUGUUUCCAAAUUACUUUUUAGUCUUAGAAUUUAUUACCCGAAAUAAUUCAGCAAGGUCUCAGGUGGUGGUUUUCACUCUUGGCAAACAUGAUGGAAUUACCUGGGGGAGCUUUUAAAGAUCCCUGUGAGCAGGCCUUGAGUCCAGGUGUCUCUGAGCCUGUGAGCUGGGACCCAGGCAUCACUGCUCUGAGGGUUGCCCGGCGGGGCCGCCGUGUGGGCAGGGCUGCACACCACUGGUCUGCAGCAAAGCAGUUCUGGUGGAAGGGCAGGAGAUAGAGGGGUUCAGCAGCCCACACCACUGCGAUGCCUUCGCCCGAAAUCUUAGUGGAGUUGAAAACUAUUGCUUUAGUGGAUUAAAAUGAGUAUUUUGUAUAAUAGGCGGCAUGAGUGGACAGUGUGCUCUUACUACAGGUCAGACAGCUAAGGCGAACUCAGGAAUCAGGUAAAGGUAGUGGGUGACAGGUAAUAGCCGGGUCUGCGGAUUUCUGAGAAUUGCUGAGCUCUUGUUUGGUCCGCAGGGACAUGCUCCUGCUCUGCUCCAGGUAGUUAUUGCCACAGCUUAGGAUUUUUCAAGAAAGCCAGAUGUCUGCAUUUUUUUGAAACCUUUAUUAUUGUAUUUUAAUAAUGAUGUUAAUUGAAUAAAGCAUCUACAGAGAAAAGUGCACAGACUUUAACGUGCUUCUUGAAUUUCCAUAUGUAACCAGCACCUAGGACGUUGGCAGGAUCUCCAGGCUCGUUCAUUCCUUCCCAACGACUGCGGCCCCCCCUCUCCGGCUCCCCUGUCCUCUUCUGAUACCACAGGGUAGUUUGACCCGUUUUCAAACUAAAUUGAAUUCAUAGUGUGGACCCUUUUGUUUCCUUCAUUCAGUGUUUGUUUUUAUGAGAUCAUCCCUGCCAUUAUUUGGCAGAAAUAGGUGCAUUUACAUGGUUUUAUAUUAUUCCAUAUAUAACGUACUGUCAGUUUAUCCUUUCUGCUGAAGGUACUUGAGUUGUUUCCAGGUGGGGGCUCUUACGUACAUGUGCUGCUAUGAACUUCUGCAUUUCUGGGUCAUAACAGACUGUCAAACACAGUUUUCCAGUGAGUGUACUAGCUUCUCCUACUCGCGGCAUCGGAGAGUUGCAUUUACUCUGUCCUUUUUAGCAUUUUAGCCAUUCUGGUAUGUGCAGUGUUAUUUUGAUUUUGUGCUAAUAAAGACCUUAUAUCUAUUAGCCAUGUGUUCUCUUUUGUAACACUAUCAUUUAAAUCUUUUCCGAUUUUCCUACUUGGUUGAAUAUUUAUUUUUUAUUAUUUUAGUUAAUAGACUACUUUUUAUAGCAGUUUUAGGCUUACGUUAAAUUGAGCAGAUAGUACCUAGUUCCUGCAUACUCCUUAUUCUCCCCCUCAGGCUGUCCCCUGUUGUUAACAUCUUGUGUUAGUGUGGUACAUGUGUAACAAUUAAUGAACCAAUUUUGAUACAUUAUUAUUUAAUAAAUUCCAUAGUUUACAUUAGGGUUCACUGUCUCCAUAGUUCUGCUUGCUCUCCUGGCAUAGUUGGAAUCAUACAAUAUGUAGCCUUUGCAGACUGCCUUCUCUUACUAAGCAAUAUGCAUUCAAGAUUUCUUCAGGUCUCUUCAGGGCUUGACAGCUCAUUUCUUUUUAUUGCUGAAUAAUAUUCCAUUGUCUGCAUGCACUAGAGUUUAUUUACAUUUGAAGGAUAUGUUGGCCGCUUCGGGUGUUUGGUAAUUAUAACUUGCUGUAAACAUUUGUGUGCAGGUUUUCAGCUCAUUUGGGUCAAUGUUGAAGACCACUGUGCUGGAUGGUACGGUGAGACUGGAUGGUGCAGGAAAUUGCCAAACUCCUGCAAAGUGGCUGGGCCAUUCUGCAUUCUCACCCGCAAUGAAUGAGAGUUCCUGCCGCUCCACAUCCCUGUCCACGUUUGGUUGAUUUGAUUGAUUUUUUUUAAAUUUUAGUCUUUCUCAUAGGUGUGUCCUGGUAUCUCAUGGUUUGAAUUGCAGUUCCCUUAUGAGAUAUAAUGUAAAACAUCUGUUUGUAUGCUUCCUUGCCAUCUGUCUGUCUUUGGUGAAGAGUUCUGUCUUUUCAUUAUUGAUGUGUAGGAGUUCUUUAUAUGUGCCGUAUAUGAGUUCUUUGUACUUUCCUGUUCGCUCUUUUAAGGGUAUCUUUUCACGAAAGAAGUUGCUAAUCUUAAUAGUGUCUCAUUUAUCAGUCCUUUCAUGUUUAGUACUUUUGGGACCUGUGUAAGGAAUCUUUGACAAUUGUAAGAUCAUGAAGACGUUUUCCUAUAUUUUCCUCUAGAAGCUUUAUUGUUCUACUUUUCACCUUUAAAUUGAUAAUCCGUCAUCUACUGUUAAAGGGCAUUUCCAUUGUUUUUAUUUGCUGGCUGUUGUAAAUAAUGCUUCUGUGAGCAUUUUUAAACGUGUUUUUGGUACACCGACGUACACAUUUCUGUGGGGCUAUACCCAGGAGCAGAAUUGCUGGGUUACAGGUCUGUUCAGCUUUGGUCAAUGCUGCCAAAUGGUUUUUGAGAGAGUGUAGUGAUUUUCACCCUUUCUAGUGGGAAAUGAGAUUUCCGGUUGCUCUGCAUCCUCCUCAGUCCUUGUUUUUUUCUUUUUUUACUUUUAGCCUUCCUAGUAGAUGUGCAGUUUACUUUUCUAAAACAGUAUUUUUGGUUUCAUAUUUAUCAUACCUUGGGUUUUCACAGCAACCCUGUAAGUACGCAGGAUGGAAAUCAUCCUCAUCUUUGGAUGAAGGAUGGAGCUGAGCAGCGGAUGACCUGCUUUGCAGAGACCUUACUAACCACUUGGCAGGACUGCCAUUCCUAAAGCUCCUGACUCCCAGUCCUGCCUUCAUCACCGUCUCCCUAAUCUGUGACCAGUAACCCAUGUUUUAAUCUAUAGAUACCAUUUUUUUAAGAUUUGUACAUUAAACAUAGUAUCCCUGUGCAUACGUACUUUAUUGGAAAUUGGGACAGAACCUUGGCCUGGGCUCUGCACAGUGGUCUGUGGUGCCCUUUAGCUCUACGUGAUUGUUGCUGCAGUGCUAACAUAAAUUGUACGUUUGCGGAGACGAGACACAGAAUAAUGGCAGCAGAUAGAUCAACAAGAAAUUAUUCUAUUACAUAUAGAAAAUUAGUUUUUUGUGUUGUCUAAGGACACAUUAUUCUCAGCAGUACACUCCCGGAUCAUUCUCAAAAAGGCCCUGUUACUUCUAGACCUUGGGCCUUGAAUUAUUUUAGCUAGGUGGGGAGACUGUACUACUGGAGGUAUUAUUUGGUUAUAAUUUUAACGCAGCAUGGUUUUGUUAAAUUUGGAUAAUGUAUAUGGCGUCUAAAUAUACAUCCACCUGAGUUUAAAGUCUUCUUUAGGAAUUAAAAUUUACAGGUAAUAAAAACAAAUAUUUGAAAGAGGAUUGAUAUUCCUUUUAAAAAUAAGAGACAGUGUAGUAAUAGGCUUGAAAGGGAAACUCCACACAGAAAUACUGAUGAAGUGGGCAUAUUGAAAGCACACCUGGUAAAAGUGAACUUUACUGUGGGAACAUGAGCGACCUGACCCUGUUAGGGACCAUUUGGUGAGUCUCUGACGAGGUAUUUAUCAUUGAGUCUGUGUCACAGAUAAUAUUUCCUAUCAUUUAUCAUGAAACCAGUAUCAGUGUUUCAGACUCUAAUUGUCUCAUUGAAACUUCUCAUGGUUUUGGCAAGCAGGGUACUUUGGCUUGAUGCUCAGUUGAAUGUAUUUUAUACUGAAAGAACCUAAACAGAGUUAGGCUUACAGUUGAUGUAAAAUAUUAUUGAUAAAAUCCAGGUUCAUCUGCUGUUUUUACAGUAGGCACAAGGUUGAAAUUGGGGUCUCAUCUCAGAAAUCAUGACCUUGAGGGGCAUGGAAGCUUGAUUAAUAAGGAGAGAGCCUUGAAUUAUGAGUUGAAAAUUACUCCCAGUUCUGCCCUAAUUGUGUGAUUUGGACCAAGUGGCUAAAUUUCUCUGGGGUCUUAGGUUCCUUAGCUGUACAACGGGGAUGGAGUGUAUAACUCACCUUUCCCCCCAAGUAAAUUUUAUUUCUUUUUUAUCUAACUCCUUUUGAAUAGGUAAUACAUUAUAAUGCUUCAGAAUUUAAAAAAAUGAAAGUCCCUUUCCUAGCCCUAUUCCCCAGAUAGUUACCUUUUUUACAGGUAACCAAUGCUAUUUUUUUCUGUAGUUUUACAGGGGUAUUUUAUGUACAUACGAGCAAGUCCGUGGUAUAUCUGCCCCACCCUCCCUUUUUUAAAGGAGUGAUGCACCUAGAACAUACUGCUUUUUUCAUUGACUACAUUUUGAGGAAUACUUUUUUAUAUGAGUACAUUUCAUUUCCAAAUGAAUAGUUACUAAUAGUAAAUACGUUUGAAAAAAUAAUGGGCGAAAUUCAAACAGUGCCAGUCUUCCCUGGUAGUACACCUCUCUGGGUGCAGGCACCUUUGAGUUGACAGAUGUUUGUUCCUUCUUAGAGGGAAGCAGGUGCUUGUGGCUGGUGCUAUGAACUCGAGCACUUUCUUUUCAGACAGAGAUUCUGUGGAGAAAAUAAUGUAGAUGCAUUUCAGCUAGCUCCUAGGAACAGCCAAAUGGUUAAGGAAUAUCUGUACCAGAUGAGAAUAGUUAGUGGGUACAAAACAAGAUGGACGGAUACUAACUUAGGUAAUUUUGAGGUGAAGGGCAUGAGUCAGGCUACAAGCAGAGAUUAGACAUGCUGGUCUUGGGUGCUUCGGACGCCUGGGUAGAGACCAAAAAAGUCAUUAGCUUUCAUCUUAUCUCUGACUAUUUGGUAAAUAUUUGCUAGGUGCUUAGGAUGUGCUGGGCUUUGUGCAAGGCUUUGGACAUCAGUGACCAAGUAGAAAGGGCUCACGGGCCCAAGCACUGCAGAGUUUUACCUGAAAAAGUCCAGCCGUGCUUAGACCUGAAUGCUGACCAGUGUGGGAGGAACAGGAGAAAACAGGAGAAAGGAGAAAAGGAGAAACUAGAAAACAGUAAAAAUAACACACACACACACACACACACACACACACAGGAAAGUAAAGAGGAGGAAGCAUGGUAGCUGAAGUGGGACCCUACUUGAAGUGGGGGCAACAGCUGUCAGACUUCCCGAAGGUCUGUUUGGUGACCUCGGAAAGCAUCAUAAUGUCAAUGGAAAAGCAGAGAAAGUGCCUCCAUGGUUAGAGAGCUGGGCUCUUGGGGACAAGAUGUUGGAAGACGGGGACCUGGGUGGCUCAGUCGAGUAAGCAUCUGCCUUUGGCUCAGGUCAUGAUCCCAGGGUCCUGGGAUCGAGCCCCACAUUGGGCUUCCUGCUUGGCAGGGAGCCUGCUUCUCCCUCUCCCUCUACUGCUCCCCCUGCUUGUGCUCUCUCUCUCUCUGUGUCAAAUAAAUAAAUAAAACCUUAAAAAAAUUUUUUUAAAUGCCUCAGCAGGAUUUAUGGGUAGCUGAGAUCUUCAAUGCAUAGUGCUUAAGGAUUUAAGUCAGGAGAUGGAAGUUACAAUUAAAUCAAUGGAAUGCUAUAAAUCAUCGUAUCAUAGACAUUUUGUAUAAGAGAUCAACUUAGCAGGGUGGCUGGCUUAGUGGAGCAGGCGUCUUGAUCUUAGGGUUGUGAGUUUGAGCCCCACAUUGGGUGUAGAGAUCACUUACAAAUCUUGAGAAAAAAAAAAGUUGAUUUUAGCUCUUUAGAUCAGAGAUAAGGACAGACCUUUGCCAUUACGAUUUAGCUGCUGGGGCUGUGCACGCGCUCCUGGGAGAAGAGCAGUUCGUCAGACCGCUUGUCCAGUCCACACUAUGGACUGGGCCUGAAUGUCGCUGUGGCAGAGUAUGGUUAUGGAGGGCCAGCUAGGGCCUUGGGCGGCAAGGCUGAGCAUUAAAGAGAUGGCUGUGUUCCUAAACCAUGGGUAGACUUGUCUCAGUAGCCUCAGGAAGCACUCUCCUAUUUUAAUCUGCUCAGGUCUGAGAUCGGCUGUAUGAUUUGGGGGUUGGUUGAUAGUUAUUGUUUUAUACUAUUGAGAAUCUCCAUGUGAAGAGUUAAAUUGAUUUUGAAACUAGUCUUCACAUUUGUUUCAAGAAAAACAAAGGUGCUCAAACCAUUUUUGAUCUUUGCAGCCAGUUUGUGUUUACAUUUGAUAGUGAAUUUGAGUUCUUGGUAUCAGGAAGGGUGAGCGGUUGAAGAGAAUGUGGUCACACCUCUGUGUGUGUAAGGUGACUAUCUGGGGACACCGGCUGGAAUCAGCCUAGAGUCUCCCUGCGUUCCCGAAACCUCACAGUGAUCCCUCCCCUGCCUCUGGGGGCGGGCCGAAUCCUGUCCUGGAUGAACUCCUUGAUUUGAGCACUGCUGAAUGCACUGAGAUGGUUCUUCUCUUGUGUGUGUGGAGGGGGGCUGCAGAGAACACCUGUUCUGAUUCGGGAGGCAUCAGGAAUGUAUGGUGUCACCAUCUCAUGGAAGUUCCUCUGGCUGCUCCUAGGAAAUGCAGCCGUGCUCAGGAGGGUACCAGGAGGCGGCCUUGGAUCUGGCCAAUCUUACACGGCUCCCUGGCCCUCAGAAGUCUGGCGGCCUCUGUGGCUGUGCUUUUACCCUCCCCAACAAUGGGUGAUGCCUGGACAGGGAGAGUUUGCAUGAAGUUUUCACAGGGCUCAUGGAUCUCCCGAAGCGUGUCCUAAGGAUACAUCAACUUCGUAGACCUCUUUUUGGAAAACACACACUCUGGGGACCAGAAAUUUGAAUGAGCUUGAAGAGGUGAUGGGCAAAAGGGGUUAUAUUAAGGCUUUGGACACCACCCCCACAGAAAGCAAAGUGUGGAUGAGAGAGCCCACCUUGCCCUGGGAGAAAGGCUUGGACUUCUCAGUGCAGAGAAAAGGCACAGUUACAAAGUUGUUCCCUCAAAGCAAAGUGAGGUCUGGAGUCGCUGUGGAUUUUAAAAUUAUGCACAAUGUGUAAACUAAAGCAUGUUUUUUCCCCUUUCAGUUACACUUUAAUUUGAAUUAGCAUUGUUUUAAGUUUGUCUUUGAACCAAAUUAAUACUGUAUUAUCACUGCGGGAAGGGACUUAGUGAAAAUGUGAUUUUAUUAUGUUUUGAGCUUUGUUAAAGAGGGAAAUCUUGUUUCUUAAGAUAAAAAUCUUUUUUGGAAAAGUUUUAAUUCAUAAGCAAAACAAUGUCAUUUUUGGUUUUAAAUGUAUGGUUUCUUAUCUCUUAGGGUUUUAUCUAUUGGUUGCAGUUAAUUAUAUCCUUUCUCAUUUUGGGGUGACAUUAAGCAGUUUCAACAUAGAGGCUGUGAAUAUUGUUUCAUUCUACAUCCUGAAAUUGCCUUUUAAAUUUGCCCUUUAGUGAGGAGCUCUCUCAUGAUUGUGUUCAGCCAUUAGGUGGAAACACUCGCUACUGAAUUUUUAAAACACAAUUUUCAACAGAUAUUUUACUUGAACAUUCCCAACCUCUAAACUAUUUCUUUCCAUAGUAUAAACUUUCCCAAAAGGAAUUCUGUAUCAGUUGAUGUGGUCCCAACAAUCGUUUCACUGGGGCCCAGAGAGCAUAAAACAUUUUGUUACUAAUUUAAUUAAAGUGGAAAUUUUGAAUACAUGGUCUUUGGAUAGAAUGUGGAUAUAGCGAGGAAUGAAUAGAAUAUAAGUUACGUGUAUCUUUUCUGUGGUGGCCCAUUCUGUUUCUGGGUGAAGUUGUUCUAUUGAAUUAUAUUAGUGUUUCUUGAAACUGCAAUGUGCUUUCCUCAAGGAUCUGCUGUAAGAAUUCCUGAGGGGUCUCCAGCCUUCUCCUUGGCGCUCUUCUCCCACCUCCUCUGUGGCCGCUGCCACCUCCCGCCUGGAGAAUCUCGCAGUUGUUGCUUACCGCACAUGCCAGUGUAGGGGAGGGGGCCUUGUGGCCAAAGCUGGACUGCAGGCUGUUUUCUCAGAGGAGGGGUUUUUAAAGGUCUGUUGAAAAUUUGGAAUGCCUGUGUUUACCACACGGACGUUUGAGAAAUAGAAGACUGUCUGGAGCUUCCUUGAGUCUUGAAAUCAACCCUACUUUACUGUCCAGAUACAAAGAAUUGUAUGCGAUGUAUUUCUCGUCUUUUUAUCAUUAAUAUGUGUUAUAAAUUUGUGCCUAAAUUAUAAGACUGGGGGUUUAUUAUUUUACGUAACUGUAGAGGUUUAAGACAUCUUUAUUUUCCGAGAUUCUUGAAAAAUUUUUGUGAUUAUUACACUUUUAUUUGAAAAUACUUUUAUGUUUGUAGCUGUUGACCUAUGUGUCUAUAGAAGCACAUCAUGAAGCCUAAGGACUCCUCAGAGCACUGUGGACAGAGGUCUUCCUAAACCCUAACCAUACGGGAGAGCAGAAGCUUUUCCUCUCUGACUUAAUAUCGCUCUGCGGCAGUUUUCAGAGAUGGAGUUUUAACAUUGAAUGCGGAGAACACUAAUUAUGCCUAUCAAGUUCCAAACUUCCAUAAGUGUGAAAUCUGUCUGCUAUCUUUUCCAAAAGAGUCCCAGUUUCAACGCCACAUGAGGGAUCACGAGCGAAAUGACAAGCCACAUCGAUGUGACCAGUGCCCCCAAACAUUUAAUGUUGAAUUCAACCUGACACUUCAUAAAUGCACCCACAAUGGGGAAGAUCCUACCUGUCCUGUGUGUAACAAGAAAUUCUCCAGAGUGGCUAGUCUCAAAGCGCAUAUUAUGCUACAUGAAAAGGAAGAGAAUCUCAUCUGCUCGGAGUGUGGGGAUGAGUUCACGCUGCAGAGCCAGUUGGCCAUACACAUGGAGGAGCACCGCCAGGAGCUGGCCGGGAGCCGGCUGCAUGCCUGCAAGGCCUGUAGGAGAGAGUUCGAGACGUCCUCCCAGCUGAAGGAGCACACGAAGACUCAUUAUAAAAUUAGGGUGUCAAGUACAAGGUCUUACAAUCGGAACAUUGACAGAAGUGGAUUCACGUACUCAUGCCCACACUGUGGAAAGACGUUUCAAAAGCCGAGUCAGUUAACUCGUCAUAUUAGGAUACACACAGGUGAAAGGCCAUUUAAAUGUAGUGAAUGUGGGAAAGCUUUUAACCAGAAGGGGGCAUUGCAAACUCACAUGAUUAAGCAUACAGGUGAAAAACCCCACGCCUGUGCCUUUUGUCCUGCUGCCUUUUCUCAGAAAGGGAAUCUGCAGUCACACGUGCAGAGAGUUCACUCGGAGGUCAAGAAUGGCCCCACCUAUAAUUGUACAGAAUGUAGUUGUGUAUUUAAAAGUCUAGGUAGCUUGAACACUCAUAUCAGCAAGAUGCACAUGGGCGGACCACAGAAUCCAGCAAGCUCUACGGAGACUGCUCACGUUCUAACGGCCACGCUGUUUCAGACGUUACCUCUCCAGCAGACGGAAGUUCACGUCACGUCUGCGUCGAGCCAGCAGAAUUCCCAGGCCGUGACGGACGUCAUCCAGCAGCUCCUGGAGCUCUCAGAGCCGGGGCCGGCGGAGUCCAGCCAGCCCCCGCAGCCCAGCCAGCAGCUCAGCAUCACCGUGGGCAUCAACCAGGACAUUUUACAGCAAGCCUUAGAAAACAGUGGGCUGUCUUCAAUUCCAGCUGCAGCGCACGCUCACGACACCAGCCGCGCCAGGACGCCCUUGGCGCAGGGCCAGAAUCCCGACGCCCCUCACGCUUCCAGCGAGCAGACCCACCCCACCGAGGCAGAGCAGGAAAAAGACCAAGAAAGCCCAGAGAAGUUGGAUAAAAAAGAAAAAAAAAUUAUAAAGAAGAAAUCACCAUUUCUACCUGGUUCAAUCCGUGAGGAGAAUGGCGUUCGGUGGCACGUGUGUCCCUACUGCACCAAGGAGUUCCGGAAGCCUAGCGACCUGGUGCGUCACAUCCGCAUUCACACCCACGAGAAGCCCUUCAAGUGUCCACAGUGUUUCCGGGCCUUUGCUGUGAAGAGCACCCUGACCGCUCACAUCAAAACACACACGGGCAUCAAGGCGUUCAAGUGCCAGUACUGCAUGAAGAGCUUUUCCACCUCGGGGAGCCUCAAAGUACACAUCCGGCUGCACACAGGGGUCAGACCUUUUGCUUGUCCUCACUGUGACAAAAAGUUUCGCACCUCAGGCCAUAGGAAGACUCACAUUGCUUCUCACUUUAAGCACACGGAGCUAAGAAAGAUAAGGCAGCAGCGCAAACCUGCAAAGGUGCGAGUCGGCAAGGCCAGCGCUCCGGUCCCCGAUAUUCCUCUUCAAGAGCCGAUUCUCAUAACUGACGUAGGUCUUAUCCAGCCCAUUCCAAGAAACCAGUUUUUUCAAAGUUAUUUUAAUAAUAAUUUUGUAAACGAAGCAGAUAGACCGUACAAGUGUUUUUACUGUCAUCGUGCAUAUAAAAAAUCUUGCCACCUUAAACAACACAUCAGAUCACAUACAGGUGAAAAGCCUUUUAAAUGUUCUCAGUGUGGAAGAGGCUUUGUUUCUGCAGGAGUGCUCAAAGCACACGUCCGAACGCACACUGGACUAAAAUCUUUCAAGUGUCUGAUAUGUAACGGAGCUUUCACUACUGGUGGGAGCUUACGGCGACAUAUGGGUAUCCAUAAUGACCUUCGUCCCUAUAUGUGUCCCUAUUGCCAGAAAACAUUUAAGACCUCACUAAAUUGCAAAAAGCACAUGAAAACCCAUAGAUACGAGCUUGCCCAGCAGCUCCAGCAGCACCAGCAAGCCGCCUCGCUGGACGACAGCGCCGUGGACCAGCAGGGCAUGCACGUCUCGACGCACAUGCAGGUGGAGAUCGAGAGCGAGCAGCUGCAGGCGGCGGCGGGGCCCGCGAACCCCGAGGCCAUGCUGGACCUGGAGCCACAGCAGGUCGUGCGCACGGAGGACGCGGGACUCGGUCAGCAGUUGACGCAUCAGCCUCUGGAAGCAGAUGAAGAUAGGUUCGUGGCCCCGCCGCCCGCCCUCCAAGGGCCCAUGGACCAGUUCGAACAGCAGGCCCCUCCUCAGCAGUCCUUCGAACCGGCUGGCUUGUCACAGGGCUUUACCGUGACAGACACGUACAGUCAGCAGCCCCCGUUUGCACCCGUCCAGCAGCUACAAGACUCCAGCACACUGGAGUCUCAGGCCCUGUCCACGAGCUUCCAUCAGCAGAACUUACUGCAGGUCCCCAGCUCUGACGCGAUGAACGUCACAACGCGUUUGAUCCAAGAGUCGUCCCAAGAGGAACUGGAGCUGCAGACUCAACGUCCCGAAUUCCUGGAGGACAGGGAGGACCAGAGCCGGCGCUCCUACAGGUGUGAGUACUGCAGCAAAGGCUUCAAGAAGUCUAGCCACCUGAAGCAGCACGUGCGGUCCCACACCGGGGAGAAGCCCUACAAGUGCAAGCUGUGUGGACGUGGCUUCGUAUCCUCCGGGGUCCUCAAGUCGCACGAGAAGACACACACAGGAGUAAAGGCGUUCAGCUGCAGCGUCUGCAGCACUUCAUUCACCACCAACGGCAGCCUCACCCGGCACAUGGCCACGCACAUGAGCACGAAGCCCUACAAGUGUCCGUUCUGUGAGCAGGGCUUCCGGACCACAGUGCACUGCAAGAAGCACAUGAGGAGGCACCAGGCUGUCCCCUCUGCAGUGUCAGCAACGGGGGAGGAGGAAGGAGAUGUGUGUAUGGAGGAAGAGGAAGAGAAUUCUGAAAGAAGUGCGUCUCGAAAGGCUCGUCCGGAGGUCAUCACUUUCACGGAGGAGGAGACGGCGCAGUUGGCCAAGAUUCGGCCGCAGGAAAGUGCGACCGUCUCCGAGCAGGUCCUGGUGCAGUCGGCUGCGGAGAAGGACCGCAUCAGCGAGAUGAAGGACAGGCAGGCGGAGCUGGAGGCCGAGCCCAAGUACGCCAACUGCUGCUCCUACUGCCCCAAGAGCUUCAAGAAGCCCAGCGACUUGGUGAGGCAUGUUCGGAUCCACACUGGAGAAAAGCCAUACAAAUGUGAUGAAUGUGGGAAGAGCUUUACUGUUAAGUCGACUCUGGACUGCCACGUGAAGACCCACACAGGUCAGAAGCUCUUCAGCUGUCAUGUCUGCAGCAACGCCUUCUCGACGAAGGGAAGCCUGAAGGUGCACAUGCGUCUGCACACGGGAGCAAAGCCUUUCAAGUGUCCCCACUGUGAGCUGCGUUUCCGCACGUCGGGCCGGAGGAAGACUCACAUGCAGUUCCAUUAUAAGCCCGACCCGAAGAAAGCCCGGAAGCCAGUGACUCGAAGCUCGUCGGAAGGACUGCAGCCCAUGAGCCUGCUCAGUCCGACGUCCACCGACCCGAACGUGUUCGUCAUGAACAACUCGGUUCUCACGGGACAGUUCGAGCAAAAUGUGCUUCAGCAAGGGCUGGUGGGCCAGGCUAUUCUGCCCGCGUCCGUGUCAGCCGGCGGUGACUGGACGGUGUCCCUGACGGACGGGAGCCUGACCACCCUGGAGGGCAUACAGUUACAACUGGCUGCUAACUUAGUUGGCCCCAACGUUCAGAUCUCCGGGAUCGAUGCCUCCAGCAUUAAUAACAUCACAUUACAGAUCGACCCAAGUAUUUUGCAGCAAACGUUACAGCAGGGCAACUUGCUUACUCAGCAGCUGCCAGGGGAGCCUGGCCUGGCCUCACAGAACAACUCUCUUCAGACCCAGGACAGCACGGUCCCAGCCAGUGUCGUCAUCCAACCUAUCCCUGGCCUGUCCUUACAGCCCACUGUGACAUCUGCCAGUCUGACCAUCGGCCCGCUGUCUGAGCAGGACCCCGUGAUGACCACCAGCAGCAGUGGGACUCAAGACCUUUCUCAGGUGAUGACAUCGCAAGGCCUGGUGUCCACGUCCAGCGGCCCCCACGAGAUCACCCUGACCAUUAACAACUCAAGUCUGAGCCAGGUCUUGGCACAGGCUGCCGGGCCCACCGCUGCGUCGUCCUCGGGGUCUCCCCAGGAGAUCACCCUGACCAUCUCUGAGCUGAACGCCACCGCUGGAAGCCUUCCUUCGACAGCGCCGAUGUCUCCGUCUGCCAUGUCUGCUCAGAACCUGGUCAUGUCUUCGUCGGGGGUGGGAGGAGAUGCCAGUGUCACACUGACUCUGGCCGACACUCAGGGCCUGCUCUCUGGAGGACUGGACACGGUCACGCUCAACAUUGCUUCUCAGGGUCAGCAGUUCCCAGCCUUACUCACGGAUCCCUCGCUGUCGGGCCCAGGGGGAGCGGGUUCGCCGCAGGUCAUCCUGGUGAGCCACACCCCGCAGGCCUCCGCCGCCGCGUGUGAGGAAAUCGCCUACCAGGUGGCGGACGUCUCUGUGGCACAGGGUGGGCAGCCCGAGAAGGAGGGCCGGGCGCACCAGUGCCUGGAGUGCGGCCGCACCUGCGCGUCGGCCACCAUGCUCCUGCAGCACAGCAAGGAGGUGCACGGCCGGGAGCGCAUCCACGUGUGUCCCGUGUGCAGGAAGGCCUUCAAGCGCGCCACGCACCUCAAGGAGCACAUGCAGACUCACCAAGCCGGCCCUUCGUUGAGCUCUCAGAAGCCCAGAGUGUUUAAAUGUGACACCUGUGAAAAGGCGUUCGCCAAGCCCAGCCAGCUGGAGCGGCACAGCCGUAUCCACACAGGAGAGCGGCCGUUCCACUGCACUCUGUGUGAGAAAGCCUUCAACCAGAAGAGCGCCCUGCAGGUGCACAUGAAGAAGCACACGGGCGAGCGGCCCUACAAGUGUGACUACUGCGUCAUGGGCUUCACCCAGAAGAGCAACAUGAAGCUGCACAUGAAACGCGCGCACAGCUACGCGGGCAAUCUGCAGGAGCCCGUCAUCCAGCAGGAGCACGGCGCCGAGGAGCUGAGCCGGACGCUCCACCUGGAGGAGGUGGUGCAGGAGUCCGCGAGCGAGUGGCAGGCCCUGGCCAAUGUGUUCUGACGCGGCCCGACCCCACCUCGAAGGCCGUUUCUGAAGUUAAAUGUGGUGAGGAACGGAGCACUUGGAAUUUCCGUUCUGAAACUUCCAGUGUUACAGAUGUUACUAUGCUAGUUUGUCGUGUAUAAAAUUAUCUCCAGAAUCAUUGUCUUCAGAGACUGAUAGGAAACACCUGGGAACAGUGCACACGCGUCGUUGUUGUUUGUCUACAGAUCAUUGAACUCAGGUAUACACUGGGCAGUUCUGCCUUCUCCUCGGCGGCCAGUGCGUCUGGUUACAAAGACGUUAACUGGAUCUUACUAUCACUGUAGUGUGACCUCUUUGUAUUAGCAAAGACGAAAGUUAACAUGGAAAAAGUAAGAUAGAUUUUUCUUCAUGCUUUCUGUUGUAAGAAGCAUAGCUUAUAAAACAAACAUAAAAUUGGUGCAUGAUGUUCAGAAAAAUAUUAGAACACACAGGGAAGUGUUUUCCAUUUUCUUUCUCUGUGCAUUUUGAAAUUAGAAAUUGACUUUCUUAGUCUACCAUAAGUUACUAGAAUACCUGGAGAGAUGGCUGGACCAUUCUCUGCAUUAUGAUUCUCGAACCAUUAGCUACAAGAAUGCAGCAUCGGGGCAUAAAUGGGGCGGGGGGGCACAAAUGAGGAUGAAAGUGUCCUCGCAGGAUGGGGGCGGGGCCGCACCUGCUUUUUUGUAAGUCCACCUUCAGGUCCCUGGGUUAGAUGAUCGCAGAAAGCACAAGCCAUACAUCGCAAGCAGGCGAGAGCAGAACUGUGUCCCGGGAGCACAGGAGCCGUGGCCCUGCCCCCCGUCACGAAGCGGCAUGUUCGUAGGUUAGAGGUGACGCCCCGCACGAGCCCCGCGCCCCUCUCUCCAUGCGUAGGCAGGUGUGUGUUUGUUUCAGGGAACUCCUUACUAUCAUCAACGGUGCCACAUUGAACUCGUCCCAAACCAAAUCCCACCCCGAGCCGGGGCAGAGUGUGCGUGGGUCCUACAGCAUUCCAAAGACGGAAAGUUCUUUACUUCAUGUGAACCUCUCCUUCGGAAUUAUUUAUAUGUUCUAUAUAUAAAUACAUGUGUACAUAGACAGGUAUAUGGGCCUCUGUGUGGCUGAACAGUAUAUUUUGUAAAUAGAAGCACUCGUCCCGAUUACAGAGAGAGCGCCUCAGAGUUCUGACCUCCCCACGAGCACUUCAGAUCAGUAUUGUAGUCGUUGUAGUAAUAAAUGGGUAUCUUUUCCAUUGUAACAUACAGGUGGGGUGGUUUUGCUUUUGUUUUUUUUCCUGAAAAAUAAUUGCCUUUAUUUUGUCUCACGGCCUCCCUGGUUUCAGAAGAGAGCAGUUUUAUUAUAAAUAUUGUAUGGACUUUGUAUAUUAAGAGAGAAGCUCAUUUCAGAUUCCUGAAGAAAGAGACAUUUUCACUGUUAUUUUUUCAAAGGGCAUCUUUUGAUUUGUUGUUGUUGUUGACUUUUUGGCGUAUGUACAUAAGUAAUAUUGAUGAUGAUAUAAAAACUUUGGUUAUGUGAAAAUAUUUAAGUCAGAAAACUGUUAAAUAAUAUUACUUUUUUUUUCAAACUGCUUUGUGUAUUGUAUAUUUUUUUAAGGAAAAAAAAAGCCUUAUUUGACUUAUUCUUGUGAUACUGGACUUAUUAUAUAUCCUGAGGUUUUCCUUGAAUGUCAGUGUAGCUGGCUGUAGUCCAUAUAUUCCGAAGAAUUGUAAUUGUGCCAGAGUUUUAAAGAUUCUGCUUUUAAUGCACUUUUCUUUUAUAAUUUUGUAUUAAAAUAUUUUAGAAAUGUUGAUUAAUUUUGGUGAACAGAUAUCUCCAAAGUUGAAAUUAUUGGAAUUUAAAAAAUUGUGUUCUUGCUAGGUUAUUUAUUUUGGUUGUAGCAUUAAAUGUCAUCUCUCAGGACAAGUCUCUGAAAGGGGUUUAUUUAAUUCCUAAUUGUACAGAAAGCAUAGCUCAGUGGACUGUAUUGGUGACUGUUGCCUGCUUAGGCCUUACCAGGUGAAUCUAAAGCCUACUUUUAUUUUCAUCAAAGAAAAAGGAAAAAAGAUCUGUCAACGAUUCAUUUUGUGAGUUUUCUCAAUUUAUUAACUAUUGGCAGGCAAACACAAGACAUUAAUAUAUUAUUUUUAUUUCCUUCCUAAUUAUAAAAGCUGCUUCUUUGCAAAACGUUCCUUGAAAAUAUAAGGUUUUGUAAAGGCGUAAUUUCCCUUGAACCUUUGGUGGGGUACAGGUCGAUCUUUGUGUUUUACUGGUUGAUAAAUGUCUUCUGACGAGAUUUCUAGCCUCCUGCAUAACCAGGGUUUUGAGAAUAGAUAACUGUAUUUUUAGAAAUAUCUCAUCAUAGCAUAUCUGCUUUGGAAUAACAAUAAAUAAAAAAUGAAGUUAGGAAGUGUGAUUAAUUUUUUUUUCUUUUAAAAUAUUUAUUAUAUAAUAGUUUGGCACACGAAUUAAUUUCAAGUUCAGAUAAUUUUAUAACAGAGCAGAACUUUAAUGGUGUUUUCCUUUGCCUCUGUGAAGUCCAGACAUAGAAACUAACCCUGCAAGGUCUAUCUGAGGAGCUUUGAACUUAAAAAGUCAGGAUAGGGGUCACGGACAGGCACGCCGUCUGUAUGAGCUACAAGCGUCAGUCCUGUUCUCAGUCGCCCGCGUGAUGGGCCCUAGUGAGCGAUACCCUGGGCGUCUGAGUACUGCGAAAGUUCUCGACUGUCUUUAACCCACUUUGGUGGUGAGCUGCCCGUGAAGCCGUCCCGUGAGCUGAGGGAAUGAGCUGCCUUUGCACACACACUAAAAUCCCGGGAGAUCCUGUGCUGUUGAGGUAGCCGGGGUCUGGGACGCGUAGGAUCCAGCGCACUGGGGAACGCAGAAGCGCUCCUGUUUUCCCAGAACGGCGACAGAUGAACAAAAACGUGACCUGAAAUGCCCCUGCCCUGAGCUCUCCUGGGCCUCCACCGAUCCUUCACGGGGUGCACGGGGGAGACCCUUCGAGGAGCAGAGGCAUCCCUCACAGCGCGAGGCCCUCUGACCACGUGGGCUGAUGGACCGGGCCCCUCUGUCCCAGUGAGGGAUUCCCGCUGUUCUGUUGAGUUUCUCUUCCGUCCAAGCGCAGCAGUUCACGGGGCAUCGCGCCUUUAGCUCCGUGUUCUGGGCUCCCCUGCCCGCUGCUGCUCGUGGAGGAAUGUGAAUUUGAGCCUCAAGACUAUGCCUAGUGUCCUCCGCUCUCGUCUAAACUCUCCUGCAGCAUUUAUGUGCAAGAAAUGCAUGUGUCAGGACAGGUACAGGAUUUGUUUAAAGUGUAAGUAGAUCUCUGUUCUUCCUGCGGAUUUUCCUCUUUGCUGGGAAAUAGGUGUAACUCAUGGAGAUACACAUUUUAACAUUAAGUGAUCACUCAGAUUUAUGGAAGUAACAUCGUUUUAAGAAAAUAUGUAAGAUAUAUAGGACUGCAUUCCAGGUAUUAUUUUUAUUAGAGACCGCUCCUGCCUGCUUUUUGCUUAUUUUUUUCCCCCAGAGGUUUAUUUCAAAGUCAAUAUUGUGCCCCCCCACCAAAAAAAUUAAUCCAAGCGUCGACCAUUGCUAAUCUAUCUUUUUCCCAAAUCUCCCAUAUAAAGUGAGGCAGAGAUGAAAGUACAUACUUGGCAUUUUGUAGUCCUCUAGAUUUCUUCUCGUUUUGCCACUUAAUCUCUAUUCAUGCAAAGUCGGUGUUUUGGCUUUUUAGAAUAGAAUUUCAGAAGUGCUUACAUUCACAUCUGGGGCCUCUCUAUCUUUACCUUAUUCUAAUGAAAAUUAGCAUUUUAAAACAUAGUUGCACCGUAAACUGAUUAAAAAGUGUGGGCAUGCAGAGUUUUUGUAACGUUUGAAGCCCUGUGUCUCUCCAGUAAGACGUUCUCUUCGCCUCCAUAAGGUUUACAAGCCGAGUGUCCUCUUUGUCCCGCUGUCCCAGUGUGAACUGGCCCCCUCAUAGACAGGCGCUCCGGUAGUUUCUCAGAUGGUUGAUGAGUAAAGUAUUUAAAGCACUAAAAUAAAGAUUAAGUGGCAGGAACAAUAGGCAGUGAUCAUAAUAUAAGAUUUUGCUAUUUAAUCUUUUUUACAUGUAAUGCUUUACGGCAUGAAGACUUUUGUAUUAAAUCAAGAUUUGUAAUCCAUUUGACAAAUUCUGCAGUGACAUAGUGAUUCGUUCUCCAUUCACCACUAAAGAGAACUUUUAAAAUCAGUUCUUUUUUAUUUACAGAAGAAUUCUUUUUUUAUCUUAAAAAUUGUUUCAUGGUCUAUUUAUACAUUGGAUGAUAUUUCUUUACUCCAAUUUUGUAUUAGAAAUGGAUAGUUAUGCCAAGAGCCACUGUGCUGGCUUGAAGAAUAAUAAAAAUAGUUUUUGCGUUAUUUUAAAACUCCUGUAUAUUUACUUAUUUGGGUUUGGGGUGAGUUACAACUGUUUAAAGAUGGAUGUUUUCUGUAGGUGACAUUUACGGCAAGGUUAACCCAACACAACGAUGCUGAAUUUGUAAUAAAUUGAGAUCCGUGGGGUUUGAA
Molecule: messenger RNA, 22115 nt
Organism: Ailuropoda melanoleuca (giant panda)
Lineage: Eukaryota; Metazoa; Chordata; Mammalia; Carnivora; Ursidae
Gene: ZNF236
Product: zinc finger protein 236
Exons: 31
Coding region: 12234-17591 (1785 amino acids)
Biological process (GO): regulation of transcription by RNA polymerase II
Cellular component (GO): nucleus
Molecular function (GO): RNA polymerase II cis-regulatory region sequence-specific DNA binding; DNA-binding transcription factor activity, RNA polymerase II-specific
Source: RefSeq, a predicted model, not a curated record